Messenger RNA from Bradysia coprophila, 1590 nucleotides. RefSeq names its product cytochrome P450 4C1-like. Gene Ontology annotation, molecular function: iron ion binding; monooxygenase activity; oxidoreductase activity, acting on paired donors, with incorporation or reduction of molecular oxygen. The record is from RefSeq and is a predicted model, not a curated record. NCBI's taxonomy places the organism in Eukaryota, Metazoa, Arthropoda, Insecta, Diptera, Sciaridae.
UAGCAGCUAAACGAAGAACAGCAAUAUUUAUCAGUUGAGUUUUAAUCGUUGAAGACUGCAUUUCAAAUACAAAAAAUGAUUACUUAUCUUGUAAUGUUUGUUGUGCUGAUAUUGUCGGCUGUGCCGGUGCUACAAUGGUACAAAAAGAGAGCUAGACUAAUUGAACUAAUUGACAAAAUACCUGGCAAGAAAGCUUACCCAUUGAUUGGCACAUCGUACGAAUUCUUUGGAAUUGAUAGGAAAGGCAUUUUUAAUGUUAUUCACGAAAACUCAAAACAAUAUCCAUACAUCAAUCGCAUUUGGGUCGGACCUAGCCCCGAUGUGAUAAUUCGUAAGGCAGAAUACGUUGAAAAAGUGAUCGGUUCAAGUAAAAAUAUGGAAAAAUCAAGAAUUUAUGAUUUUGUUAAAAUUUGGUUGGGUGAUGGUUUAUUGAUAUCGAACGGAGAGAAAUGGUUUAAGCACAGAAAAAUUAUUACGCCGACAUUCCACUUUAGUAUACUGCAGAGUUUUUGUGAAAUUUUCAAUGAAAAGUCUGCAGUUCUGGUGGAAAAAUUAAAUGAGAAAGCGAACACUGGUGAAGUAUUCAAUAUUCAAACGUUCAUAACGAAUGCUGCGCUAGACAUCAUUAGUGAAGCUGCAAUGGGCAUUUCGAUAGAUGUCCAACGCCAACAAAAAAGCGAAUACGUCAGCUCAAUAUAUGAAAUCAGUGAACUAAUCUUACACCGAUUCGUUCGUCCAUAUUUACACCCUGAAUUCAUAUACAAAAUAACAUCGACCGGCAAACGGUUCUACCACUGUCUACAAAUUUUGCAUAGCUUUACAAAGGAUGUGAUCGAAAACCGUAAGAAAACAAGAUUGGAAAACCAGCGAAAAGGUGUCGUAGUACCAAAGAGACAAGCGUUCUUGGACUUACUCCUAGAUGCCAACGAGAAUAAACAUUUACUAACUGAUCAGGACAUUCGUGAAGAAGUCGAUACAUUUAUGUUUGAAGGUCACGAUACGACGGCGUCUGGCAUUUCUUGGACGCUUUACAUCCUUGGCUGCUAUCCAGAUGUGCAAGAGAAAGUUUUUCAUGAAAUCGAUAGCAUUUUUAAUGGAACAGAUCGUCCGGCUACUCUUGCUGAUCUAAACGAAAUGAAGUAUUUGGAACGAGUAAUCAAAGAGUCCAUGCGAAUUUUCCCGCCGGUUCCCACGUUAGGUAGAAUUUUGAGUGAAGAUGUACAACUGGAUGAAUAUCUCAUUCCGAAGGGAACGUCUGUGACGAUUCAGGUGUACUAUUUGCAUCGCGAUCCGAGAUUCUUCCCUGAUCCAGAGAAAUUCGAUCCUGAUCGAUUUUUACCAGACAACAUAGAAGGACGGAACCCGUUUGCUUAUAUUCCGUUUUCGGCAGGUUCCAGAAAUUGCAUUGGACAAAAAUUUGCUAUGUAUGAGGAGAAAUCAGUUUUGAGUUCAAUUAUUAGGAGAUUCAAAUUGAAUUCAGUCGAAAAAAGGGAGGACUUGUUUUUAAUGCGAGAACUAAUACUUAAAUCAUAUAAUGGAAUGAAAGUGAAAUUGGAGAGGCGAAAUAAAUGAAAUAUUUGGACUUCUUUA